AUGAAACUUACGCCCGAGCUCAUCGCACAAGCACCGUCUUCCUUGAAUGCCCUUAAGGAACGGCAACUUGACCUUCGAGGCUAUAAAAUCCCUGCUAUCGAAAACCUUGGUGUUACCAAGGACCAGCAUGAUGCUAUAGAUUUGACAGAUAACUCGAUUGUCGCGCUCGGAAACUUCCCCCUACUCAGACGCCUCCACACACUUCUCAUUGCGAACAAUCGAAUAGCAUCCAUAUCCUCUUCGAUCCACUUAUCUACUCCAAACCUCACGACCCUCGUCCUCACCAAUAACAACAUACAGGAGUUGGGAGACCUGGAACCGUUGAGGGAGCUUAAGGGACUGAAGUAUCUAACCUUGUUGGGAAAUCCAGUGCAGGAAAAGAAAUGGUAUCGGGAAUGGAUUGCUUGGAGAAUACCAGGGCUAAGAGUUCUAGAUUUCCAGCGCAUCCGGGAUAAGGUACCGUCCCUGCCGCCUUUACAUGAGCGCAAAGCAGCAAAAGGGUUGUUCUUAACGGCCGAUGGACUGGAGAACUCGCUGGCGAGCUCACUAUCAACAACAGCUUCUACCCAAUCCACCAAGCAGACAAUAUCGACAGAUGAGCCACGGCUAGCGGUCGCACCAGGGAAGGCAGGUCGGCUGAUGUCAAAAGAAGAGGCGGACAAGGUGAAGGCGGCCAUUGCAAAGGCUACUUCCAUCGAAGAGAUCAGAAGGCUCGAAAGGAGUCUGAAAGAGGGCUUCGUCCCAAGUCUGGAGGCUGUUGGUGCAUAG
Molecule: messenger RNA, 768 nt
Organism: Heterobasidion irregulare TC 32-1
Lineage: Eukaryota; Fungi; Basidiomycota; Agaricomycetes; Russulales; Bondarzewiaceae
Exons: 4
Coding region: 1-768 (255 amino acids)
Biological process (GO): mRNA splicing, via spliceosome
Cellular component (GO): U2 snRNP
Molecular function (GO): protein binding; U2 snRNA binding
Source: RefSeq, a predicted model, not a curated record